AUCCGCAAGUAAUCUUCCCUUCCCAUAGCCCUCUAUCCUCUACUGCUCUACAACUCUCUCUCUCUCUGUGCCUCUGUAUUUUCCCGGAAAGUUUACCCCUUUUCGCGAAUUUCCUAUGGUGAUGAUCCUAUCAUUCAACCAUCCUUACACCCUUUUGCUUUCUUUCCGUCUCCGUCACCGGCUUCCCUUUGGAAGCCGUGAUUCCUCUGAAUUCGAAUCGCCCUGUUCAAUUUUGGGGAAUUCGGACAUACCCACUUGCUUCCUUUCCUUUGAUUCUUCGAAUCCACGAGCGAUUUUACCUCCAACUUGCAAAGACUCAGAUUCAGGGUUCUUCCUUUCUUCCCUCUCUCCUCUUGUUUCUGGGGUUUUCGAAAAGGUGGACAUAUCUCUGGAAUCAGGUAAUAGGGACGAGAAUGGGAUACCUAUUUCCUCGAUUCCUCGCGUGGACGUGGUUAUCAAUGCAAGCUUCGAAGACCUAAGGAAUCUCUCGUAGCCUCGUUCGCGGGAUUUUUUCUGGCUUUUUUUGGCGUGAAUUCCAGAUGCCGCCAUUGGAAGGAACUCCGAAAACAAAUUCCAGUUUUCCGGUGACGGUGAAGGAAUGCCCGUUUCCUUGACCGUCGAGCCAUCCGAUUUGAUGAAAUGGGUAAUUUGAAUUUCGUCUCGAAAAAUCCGAACGUGAAUGUUUUUGUUCUCGGCCUCGUUUUCACCAUUUAUGGCUUCCUCGUCGUCGAAUCACAAACUGGAGUUCCAUCACCGCCAACUCCAGUGGAUAAUUCGCCACCGCCACCGCUUGAGGAAAUAAAUUCAUCUCCGCCGCCGCCGCCGCCCCUUGACGUGGCCGUUAUCCCAGCGCCGCCGCCGCCAAUGCCGUCAGAGCCCCCUCCGCCUCAGCCUCCACUGCCACCUCUGCCUCCGACGGCAUCCCCUCCUCCACCGCCGGAAUCUCCGCCUCCUCCGCCACCGCGUAAGAAUAGCAACUUUUCGCCCAAUAGGAACCGCCGGCUUCGGCCUCCUCCGCCUCCGCCUCGGCUGCAGCUCGAGGAGAAGUCGAAAAGAAGUGAGCUUAACACAGGGAAGACGGUGGGAAUCGUCUUUGCGGGGUUUGCAGCCAUGUUGCAGGUCUGUGUCGUUACCUUCUUGGUUUUCAAGAGAAGGCAGCUUCUGAAGACGAGAGAUUCGUAUUGAAUUCAAGAGUUGCGCUGGUAAUUGAUCGGAGAAAUGGGUGUUUCCUCCAUUGGAGCACUUCUUGUUUCCUCUGUAAAUUGGUAAAAUUCUCCGUUGACAACAAUUCCUUCUGCCCUUUUCUCUGUAUUUCUUCCUUAUUAGUCUGAACCAUUCGUUCGUUCACUUCGUUGAGAUCAUGUAGCUUUCAUUUUGCAUACCUGAAAAUGCUAACUAGAGAGGAGGGGGACGAGAAGAAGAAGAAGAAGAAAGAAAUGGAUGUGUAACUUUGUGAGUCGUGUGAAAUUGUUUAGGAAUCAUAUGGUACCGAAUUUGUUUUAUCCAUUGGAGAGGUUCUUGUUACAUUCUGCUUCAUCAAGUCCUGUUUUAUGAUCUUGGCCUUGAUUAUUGGGCGAUGAUAUCUUGGUUGUUUUUCUUA
This is a messenger RNA of Tarenaya hassleriana, 1600 nucleotides long. Its product is annotated as arp2/3 complex-activating protein rickA-like. The transcript has a single exon. NCBI's taxonomy places the organism in Eukaryota, Viridiplantae, Streptophyta, Magnoliopsida, Brassicales, Cleomaceae. The record is from RefSeq and is a predicted model, not a curated record. The coding region runs from base 640 to 1185 and encodes 181 amino acids.